AUGUAUCGCGUACCUCUUAUGUUGCGCGUCGUGCCCAUAUUCUUACUUUACCUCUCAGCAUCGCUCGCCGCUGACACCCAGAACCCCUUGGCGACGCCCAACGAACGUCGCGGGUACAAGACUGGCGACUCCCUCCCAGUCUCUUGCUUGAACCGAACAAUAGACACGGGCGAACAUGUCACCGACUCGCAUGGCAACCUCCAGUAUAUACCAUUCACGAUUUGCAACGAGACCGCUCUCCCGUUGUCCUUCCCUUACAAUACACCUUUGACCCAGACCUGCACAAUUCCUGAGCUGCCGGACGAGCUAUACCACCUGAUAGAAUUCUUCGUACACAGUGACGUGCCUCUGACAUGUCGAGUGCCAACGUAUCCGCUCGACAACAUAAUACCAGGGUCUACGGACACCGCGGACUCGACAGGAGUAGGCAGUACUGCCGAUGUUGACACCUGGACGCCCUUCACGAUCGCGGUACAGGGGACUCUACAGACGUCACAUCUGCAUUUACACACGAACAUCAACGUCUUGUUCCACACGUCGCUCGAAGCGUCAACAAAGGAGAAGAAGACUGUGCCCCCGCCAUCACAUCUGAUCGCGAGUUCGGCAUAUAGUGUGCCUAACCCAGCGUUAUCAUCGCCCAAGGAGGGAACGAAGAUCAUCAGAUAUGAGCCAUUGACGCUGACAUUCAACGUGGCGUGGAUAGAUGGAGAUGUGCUGCCCGGUAUGGUCGGACGGCCGGUCUUGAGCGUGACGGAUCAUAGGGUUGGAUUCUCGCUCAUCAGUCUGCUUGGAUUGGCUGCUGCAGCUGGAUUUGGUGCUUUGGCUAUGCUGUUGUAUGAGCGAAAGAAGAGUGGAAGGGCGAAUGCAAAUGGCUUACUGGGCGGAAAUGUUGGUGGUGGACUGCCGAACGGAGGCGUAGCGAGAAGCACUGGAUAUGGUGGUUAUGGCGGUUACGGAGGUUACGCUGGACCAGGAAAGCGCGACUGA
Molecule: messenger RNA, 987 nt
Organism: Cyphellophora attinorum
Lineage: Eukaryota; Fungi; Ascomycota; Eurotiomycetes; Chaetothyriales; Cyphellophoraceae
Exons: 1
Coding region: 1-987 (328 amino acids)
Source: RefSeq, a predicted model, not a curated record